Orcinus orca (killer whale) is the source of this 4712-nucleotide messenger RNA. RefSeq names its product VANGL planar cell polarity protein 1 (gene VANGL1). NCBI's taxonomy places the organism in Eukaryota, Metazoa, Chordata, Mammalia, Artiodactyla, Delphinidae. Bases 834 to 2408 code for a protein of 524 amino acids. The transcript is spliced from 8 exons. Gene Ontology annotation, cellular component: plasma membrane. The record is from RefSeq and is a predicted model, not a curated record. Gene Ontology annotation, biological process: multicellular organism development.
GUCACGGCUGGGGAGCGUGAAUAGGAUCAGCCCAGGUCUUCGGGGCCUGGGCCACCUGCCUCUGAGACACCCCAGCAGCAUUUAGCCGGAAAUAGCUAGAAGCUGGGAUGGAAAAGAGAAUCGAGAGUUAAUGGGUUGGAGGGCAGAAAAAAGUAUAGACGUUGUGGAUGGUCAAUUCUGGGUGUAGAAGACAGCAGUCAGGUUUCUGGGCCAGGCAGCCGGGUGUUGGAACCUGCAGGUCAGCAGAGAGCUGGGUGAAGGACCUUUGGGGAAAGAGGCUUAUUCGGGGCAGGUCUGGAGAUCUUGGCUCACCUCCUGAGGCUGGCGUCUGCCAGGUAUGGAGAAGAACAAGCAGCAUAGCCCAGCGCAGAAAGGAAGUGAGAGUCUAAGGUGCUGAAAGCUCAUUGAAAUUGCUAGUGAACAUGCUGGGAGGAAGAGUAGGGAGAAAAAAGAAAAGAUGAGCUUGUUCUUAAAGUCUUCUAGAAAAGUGGGGGAAGGUCCAAGAGCAAAACUAACAUGUUUUUAAAAUGCCCACAGUGGGUUUUUUUCCACAUUUGAUGCUUUACAGUCACCCCACGAAAUAGGCUGCCUUAUUUCCAUUUUACGGAUGAGGACACCGGAGGCUCCGAGGGGAACGCAGCUAGUUAGCAAGCCCUGGACUGCACUGGGAUGCAAGCCCAGCGCUGUCUGGCCGCAGAAUUCGUUCCUGCCGAAGAGUAAGUCCUUGAUUCCCAGGCCCUUUGAGGUCUGAGGAGGAGUCCAGUAGGUGAGAUUCUCUACCUCUAAGGAGAAACAGUACCUGCUCCUUCAGCAAGAGCAAGCUCUCCGUUGCUAUGGAUACCGAAUCCACGUAUUCUGGAUACUCUUACUAUUCUAGUCAUUCGAAAAAAUCUCACAGACAAGGGGAAAGAAAUAGAGAGAGGCACAAAUCACCCCGGAAUAAAGAUGGCAGAGGGUCAGAAAAAUCUGUCACCAUUCAAGCUCCCACCGGAGAGCCCUUGUUGGCAAAUGAUUCUACUCGGACGGAGGAAGCUCAGGAUGACAACUGGGGGGAGACCACCACGGCCAUCACAGGCACGUCAGAGCACAGCAUCUCGCAGGAAGACAUCGCCCGCAUCAGCAAGGACAUGGAGGACAGCGUGGGGCUGGACUGCAGGCGCUACCUGGGCCUCACCGUCGCCACGGUGCUCGGACUCCUGGUCUUCCUCACCCCCAUCGCCUUCAUCCUGCUGCCCCCCAUCCUGUGGCGGGAGGAGCUGGAGCCUUGUGGCACCAUCUGCGAGGGACUCUUCAUCUCCAUGGCGUUCAAGCUGCUGAUUCUGCUCAUCGGGACCUGGGCGCUGUUCUUCCGCAAGCAGAGAGCCGACGUGCCGCGGAUCCUCGUGUUCCGUGCGCUCUUGCUGGUCCUCAUCUUUCUCUUCGUGGUCUCCUAUUGGCUUUUUUACGGGGUCCGCAUUUUGGACUCUCGGGACCGAAAUUACCAGGGCAUCGUGCAAUACGCCGUCUCCCUCGUGGACGCCCUCCUCUUCAUCCACUACCUGGCCGUUGUCCUGCUGGAGCUCAGACAGCUGCGGCCCAUGUUCACGCUGCAGGUGGUCCGCUCCACUGACGGCGAGUCCCGCUUCUACCCCUUUGGACACCUGAGUAUCCAGCGAGCAGCAUUGGUGGUUCUGGAAAAUUACUAUAAAGAUUUCACCAUCUAUAACCCCAACCUCCUAACAGCCUCCAAAUUCCGAGCAGCCAAGCACAUGGCCGGGCUGAAGGUCUACAACGUAGAUGGCCCCAGUAAUAACGCCACUGGUCAGUCCCGGGCAAUGAUCGCCGCAGCUGCUCGGCGCAGGGACUCGAGCCACAACGAGUUGUAUUAUGAGGAGGCGGAACAUGAACGGCGGGUGAAGAAGCGGAGAGCAAGGCUGGUGGUUGCAGUGGAGGAGGCCUUCGUCCACAUCCAGCGUCUCCAGGCUGAGGAGCAGCAGAAAGCCCCAGGGGAGGUGAUGGACCCCAGGGAGGCCGCCCAGGCCAUCUUCCCCUCCAUGGCCCGGGCUCUGCAGAAGUACCUGCGCACCACCCGGCAGCAGCACUACCACAGCAUGGAAAGCAUCCUGCAGCACCUGGCCUUCUGCAUCACCAACAGCAUGACCCCAAAGGCCUUCCUCGAGCGGUACCUCAGCACGGGUCCCACGCUGCAAUACGACCGGGAGCGCUGGCUCGCCAUGCAGUGGCGGCUCGUCAGUGAUGAGGCCGUGACCAGCGGGCUGCGGGAUGGACUCGUUUUUGUCCUCAAAUGCUUGGACUUCAGCCUCGUAGUCAAUGUGAAGAAAAUUCCGUUCAUCAUGCUCUCGGAAGAGUUCAUAGACCCCAAGUCUCACAAAUUUGUCCUUCGCUUACAGUCUGAGACGUCAGUUUAAAAGUUCUAUAUUUGUGGCUUUAUUAAAAAAAAAAAAAGAAUAUAUAGAGAGAUAUAUAUGUAUACCAGAGGGGCAUCUUUGUUUUUAUUAUUCUUCAUUGCUGACUGAACUGGCAGAUGAGAGACCAGGGUCCUUUGACCAUCUGCACUUUAUUUGGAAGGAAGCAGAAGAUGUCCGUCCUGGAAAAAAGUGACUGAUGACAUCUGACUUGGGGAUAGGACGUCUCUCGAGAAGCCGUUCCCUGGCGUUUCUGUGACAGCUGCAAACCAAAGCGGAGCUGGAGGUUCUUGGGAACCUCGCCUUACGACUCGUCCCUGCCUUUCGUCCAGCACCCAGCCCUGCCCUGGCUUCUGGCCAUCCCACUCGUGGGCCUCUGGGGACGCGUCUUUGUCCUGUUUCAGGGAACCAGACAGGACAUGUCCACACGUGUUUGUAUAUGUAAACAUCCGGCACCAUGGGAGCCACGGGCCAUUCACGAAACGCCUGCCUUCGUCUUUGUUCUCUGUUGCCUUAGGUUCUGCAGAGAAAGAUCACAACGACAAACGUGCACUGUCAGUUUACAGCUCUUAAUGAUUUUAUUUUUUUCCCCAAAGAGAGAAUCUACCUGCCCCGGUUUUGACCUGCUUGCCUACCAGCUUGAGCAGGUAGCUCUUUCCUAACCCAGUGAUGGCCUACCUGACCCCGCUCCGUCCCACCCCCACCCUCCCAAAACACACCACACCCUACCUGGCCGGCAGCCCCGGGCCAGGGAGCCCAGCCUUCAGAGCCGCCCAGGACCUGGCUCUUCACGUGUGCCCUCGGGCUCCAUGCACAGCCUCAGGUCCGCCCCACGGAUUGUUUGUUUACGUAGGGAAGGGUGAAGUACCCCCCAGGGAGGUCCCAGGGAGGGCAUGCCAGCUAGGAUGUCCCUUUCAGGCUGCGGCAGGAGCCCCUCCCCCCACUGCUCCACACCCACCAGGGGGAGACCCACGCUGUGACUCAGGGACUGGCAAGUUCAGCUCAGAGCCUCCAUUUCCCUGGAGGUACGUCCUCACAAAGCUCUAUAGCAAGCUGUCCUGCCAAGGGACAACUGCGGCGUCCAGCCCCUGACUCUGACCACCGUCACUGUGCGCUCAUCACCUCCGCCCCUUACCACCCGUGCAGGGGCUCCUUUAGGCCCUGGUGCUAAAUCACUCGUAGUUGGCAGUAAAGUGAGGAGAGGGAAUGGGCAAGCUGCAGCAUCUGGGGAAAGGAAAGGAGGGAGCCGAGCUUGCGAUCCAGAAUGAUGCCAGCCUGGUCUGUUUCUUAGAUGGUUUCAGUGGGCUUGCCUGGGCCCGGGCCCAGGGGAGCAGCCAGGCCGGGCGAGCGGAGGCACCAACGGGCAGAGCCCUGCAGCGGCCUUCAGUUCCUCCAUCUGCCUUCCUGUAUCCACAGCAAACCUUUGCAAAGUGUUCACUCUCGCUUUUCCCCAGUGUUUAGGGUAACCAGUCACCUUGCUAUAGCCAAGGAUGACACUGUCACAUGCUCUUUGUGUAUGUGUUCGCAUGUACCCUUUCUGGCUUAUGCAUUCCACACAUGGUGCAGUGUUUGUUAUUACCGUCUUAAACCAAAAUUGGCUUUUGAUGUUUGUCACACACCUGUACCUGAAAAAGUAAACAGCGUCCUUGAAUCCACAGCCUUCAGGUCAACAAGAAGAUGUGUUAGAAAAGCAGGAAGGAGAAACCAGUCGGUAUGGUGUGAAGCCAAGACAUACUCUUUAACUACAUGGUUUCCGUUUAUGAAAAACGCAUACCAUGUAACCAUGGUGCUUUUGUUCUUCUUAGUUUUGCCUUUAGGUCCCUUCAAGCCGGACAUUCCUUUUGAUGUCUUUCUCAGGAAUAUAUUUUGGGAGACUGGGCAAGGGAUGGUGAAUGUAUAAGAGACUUUGGCUGCAUAAAGGUUAUACUGUCCCAGACUAAAUGUAUCAGAGGCUGCUGCAUCAGAAACGCAGCAAUAGAAGUACCGCAUGUGUAUAUUCAUAUGGUUAAUAAUGACACUAUCCAUCAGCAUUCUAAAAAACUGUGCUUACAACCCUGUCUUCAAUUACCAGUCCAGAAGGGGUUAAGUUGGAUUCAUGGCUUUGGUGCCUGCCUUCCCAGCAGGGUGAAGAAAGGUUUAAAUUAAGGAAUUUCUUUUCUCUCUCUCCCAGUCUUUGCAUAGGAGAAUGUCAGACUUUGUGAAAUUAUUGUUUCUGUUUUAAAUUGAAUAUUGAUUUUUUUACACUGACUUUGUAUUGAGUCCUUUUCGAAAGAACAACGUAAUAAAAUGCAGGAUCUUCGUAUCAAG